This is a messenger RNA of Lymnaea stagnalis (great pond snail), 473 nucleotides long. The record is from the annotation of a GenBank genome assembly. Lineage: Eukaryota; Metazoa; Mollusca; Gastropoda; Lymnaeidae.
AUGAAUGAGGCCCUUGGUCUGACCCCUCUGUUGCUGAUGCUGGUUCUCGGCGUCUCCCCGCGAUGGUCAACGGGUUUGGUCUCAGCUUCUCCGGAGCUGGACGUCUUCAGCGAGAACCCCGACGUCUCGGACAUAGAUCGGGCGGACCGCGAGGGCGAGGAAUGGGACGCUGGUUUCUUCCGUGGCGGUCAGCCCAUCGACGACGCGUUCUCCGGAUACGAGAGCCCGUUCUGGAGCGACGGGAACUUCCCGUGGUUGACCGGAGGCGACGGGCCGGGACGGGAAAGGUCUGACCUCUACGGCAAUCCUGACUGGUCGGCGGCAGCACAAUACGAUCCGGUCUCCGACACCUACGACAGGGCUGGCCUGGACCACCCGACGGCGAAAGAUCAAGGCUACCUCGACAGCUACUACCACGCCAUCCUAGACGUCAGGGAGUUCAACGACAACUCACCUGCCGUCACGUGUCACGG